CGGACCUCAGCAGACUGCAAGCGCCUCACCAAGAGCCUCAUCUACUCUAAAGGAGCCUCUUUACUCCAGAGACUACCAGCAAACAAACCGAGAGACGAACGACUGAGCGAGGGAAUACCUAAGGACUCCUCCGAAGACAGACUUUUACUGAACCACCAACAGGAUUCCUCUUGAACCACAUUUAUCCAAGAUGCUGAUGCUUACUGUUGUCGUUACUUUCCUCGGGAGCCUCAAUCUGGUCCUGUCCUCCUCCUCCUCCUCGUGCCCCUCCGUGUGCCCGCUGUGCCCGCUGGAGGUGCCCAAAUGCGCACCCGGCGUGAGCGUCGUCCUGGACGGCUGCGGCUGCUGCAAAGUUUGCGCCAGGCAGCUGAACGAGGACUGCAGCCUGACCGAGCCCUGCGACCACACGAAGGGACUGGAGUGUAACUUUGGGGCCAGCUUUGCUGCUGCUACCACUCGUGGCAUCUGCCGAGCCAAGUCAGAGGGCAGACCCUGCGAGUACAACAGCAAGAUCUACCAGAACGGAGAGAGCUUCCAGCCAAACUGUAAACACCAGUGCACAUGCAUCGAUGGCGCAGUGGGAUGUGUCCCGCUGUGUCCACAGGAGCUCUCCCUGCCUAACCUGGGCUGUGCCAACCCAAGACUGGUGAAGGUAGCAGGCCAGUGCUGCGAAGAGUGGGUGUGUGACGAUGGCAAGGAGACAGACAUCCUGGAGAAGAUCUUUGGAAAAGACACACUGACCGACGAGCUGGAAAGAGAUCUCACUAACAGGAAUGAGCUUAUUGCUAAUGUCAAGACCAGAUCCAAAUCCCUUGCUGCAUUCAUACCACCACCUGAGGUCCACGUGUUCGACAGCCCAAAGUGCAUCGUCCAAACCACACCCUGGUCCCAGUGCUCCAAGAGCUGUGGAACUGGCAUCUCCACGAGAGUCACCAACAACAACAGCGAGUGCAAACUGGUCAAAGAGACACGAAUCUGUGAAGUGCGACCAUGCACCCAGUCACCCUACUCCAGUCUGAAGAAAGGAAAGAAGUGCAGCAGAACCAAGAAGUCUAGCCAACCGGUGAAGUUCACCUACGCCGGCUGCUCUAGCCUGAAGAAGUACAGGCCCAGAUACUGUGGAGCCUGCGUGGACGGCCGCUGCUGCAGCCCCCACGAGACCAGAACCAUCCCGGUCACGUUCCGCUGCGAGGAUGGCGAGACCUUCAACAAGAACAUCAUGAUGAUCGAGUCCUGCAAGUGCACCUACAACUGUCCCCAUGCCAACGAAGCCUCCUACCCCUUCUACCGCCUCUCCAACGACAUCCACAAGUUCAGAGACUGAUUGGUGAAAAACAUCCAGGCCCCUCAGCAAGAGACAGACGACCAGCAGCAUCUCUGGCUGCCAGUGGCAGUCCAGAUGAAUGCAGGGGGUGUAAAUAGGCCGCCAAUCAACUACCAGCUUCUUGUUGUAACUAGAUUCCCAAGGAAUUGUGGGCUUACAUCAUGAGGACUAAAUGAAGUGCACUGUUUGCUGGGACUACAUCAGCAUUCUUCCUAAGAACUGCUUCGUAUUAAUGGAGCAUCCGAAGUAGCUUCGUUAUGGAGCAAGAUGUAAUUAAUAUUUGUACAUUUAUGUUAGUUGCUGAUAUCAAUUCACUGUGUAUAUUUAGAUCCUUUACACCAGACAUGACCCAAACUGUAGACUUGUGUGUGCAUAUGUGGGUAUGCACAUGUGCAACUUCAAUUAGCAUACCAUCUUGUAUUUUAAGAACAAGACAAUGAAAUGUUGCCUCUCGACUUGUUUAACAGGUGAGGGGUUUCAUUCCUUCCUGACGUGGGCAUUAUUGUUCAUGUUUUGUGGCAGCUAUUGAACUCCCUUCAUGAUAAAGACAAAGCGAAACAUGUCAAAAGGAUGAAUGAAUGUUUUUAUUAUUUUUAUUAAUAUUAUUUAUCAAAAAUGUAGCUACUUUAUUUGGAUAUUAUGUGUCAUACUGGAAUAAAUUGUAAAAUGAUUUAAUUUUAUAUGCUACAAUAAAACUGAUUUAUUUAUGAAAUAUGA
Molecule: messenger RNA, 2041 nt
Organism: Salarias fasciatus (jewelled blenny)
Lineage: Eukaryota; Metazoa; Chordata; Actinopteri; Blenniiformes; Blenniidae
Gene: ccn1
Product: cellular communication network factor 1
Exons: 5
Coding region: 191-1324 (377 amino acids)
Biological process (GO): positive regulation of cell migration; signal transduction; cell adhesion
Cellular component (GO): extracellular region
Molecular function (GO): heparin binding; integrin binding
Source: RefSeq, a predicted model, not a curated record